Haliotis rufescens (red abalone) is the source of this 813-nucleotide messenger RNA. RefSeq lists its product as uncharacterized. Bases 203 to 640 code for a protein of 145 amino acids. The record is from RefSeq and is a predicted model, not a curated record. Lineage: Eukaryota; Metazoa; Mollusca; Gastropoda; Lepetellida; Haliotidae. The transcript is spliced from 3 exons.
UGGGUCACGGUGUAGUGUCCGCGCGUCCGUGUCUGCACACCAGGUAAACCAAUCAGUGACCGCGGCCAGGUGUGCAUUGAAAUUCCUUACGGGCAUAUAAACCCAGAAAUUCUAUAUCUGCAAGCACUGGUAACUGUUGGCAAGAAGAGAAACAUUGUGUACUGUGAAACGAGCUGUCAGUCAAGAGUGAGAGGCAAGUCGCAUGCAACACGCGCACGUGGGUUGGGCACAGAACAGAACAAAACUGGCGGCUUCCAGCGCGGUUCUGUCUUUUCACCACCCCGCGAGCAACAUGAUUAGGGGCCAGCAGAACACGCUCGUGUUGACCGCCGUAUUCCUUGGGACCCUAGCCUUGGCCACCGCCUUUUCCCUGGAGCCAUUUGCAGAUUCGCAGCCGUCCCCGGCCCGGACCCGCCUCCUUGAGCUGCUGUAUAACAUUGACGGCCUCUUGCAAGCCUCUGCACAUAGCUCCGACCUACCAGAUAACAUAAAGCUCGCCCAACCACGGGAUACAGACUUCAAAAGUAAAGGUGAGGGUGACCCUGAACUUGCUAAGAAGAGAGACAUGGGUGUCCUCCCGCCCUGGAACGAAUUUUGCCGGAUGAUGAGGAUAACGAACUGCUUCCACAGUCAACACUGAGCAUGCGCAAACCCAGCCAAUCAUAACACAGGAAAACAUUCGGUGCAGCUGAACACGGUGCUUGACGAGAUUUUAUGACUAUACGAGAGCUUGACGAGAACGGAGGAUGUUAUAAUGAAAGUGCUCUACAAACUUGCAACAGUGGAUUUCUCAAUAAAAUUAUUGAUUUAUAA